AUGGACAAAAAGAAAACUAAAAAUAUGGCAAAUAUGGUUUCAGAAUGGAUAAGUAAAAAUGAAAAGGAUAUAAAUAGAAGUACUUUUUUAUUUACAAUGGAUGAGAACAAUUCGCAAGAUAUAGGGCCUUCCUUGUUAGAAGGAACAAGCACAGAAGAGCUGACUCGCAUGGACACUGCAUAUGAGUUUAUGCAGAGGGGUGCAGAAUGUCUUUUGCCUCUAAUGGAGGAGGAGCUAAGUGCGCUAUCUUCUCAAUAUGAAAGGGCAAAACCAGAGGACCAAAAGAAGUUCUUAAAGAUAUUCUCAAGAUAUUUAAAGACUAGGUCAGACAAAAUCGAUUGGUCUAAAAUAGCACCGCCACCUGCAGAGAUGAUGGUCGAGUAUGAGUCAAUUCAGGCACCGCCAGCAGAGAAUAUUUCUGAAAUGCUUAAUAAGCUUGCUGUGCUAAAGCUAAAUGGCGGCCUUGGCACAUCAAUGGGCUGCACAGGGCCUAAGAGUGCAAUUGAGGUGAAGAACUACUUGAACUUCAUCGAUCUGACUGUUCGGCAGCUGGAGCACUUCAACACAAAGUACGGCACAAAUGUUCCUCUUGUGUUGAUGAACAGCUACAAUACGCACCAGCAAACAAGAAAGCUAACAAGUAAGUACAGCGGGGUUUGGUCCUUCGAGCAGAGUGUUUUCCCAAGGAUAUUUGAGGACACACUGAUGCCGGUGCUGUCAGAUCCGUCUGUUAAAGAGGCCGACGGGUGGUAUCCACCUGGGCAUGGGGACUUGUAUGACUCCUUGUACGACUCAGGCAUGCUGGAGAAGCUUUUGGAGGAAGGAAAGGAGUAUCUAUUUGUGAGCAACAUAGACAACUUAAAAGCAGGGAUAGACCUGUCCAUUCUGCAGUAUGUAAUAAAGGAUGAAGUUGAUUUCUUAAUGGAGGUGACAAAGAAGACAAGAGCAGAUGUUAAAGGCGGCACUCUCAUUGAAUAUAAUAACGCUUUGCAGCUUCUGGAAAUAGCACAAGUGCCAGCAGAGAACAAAACAGAUUUCACGAGCAUUCGGAAAUUCAAGAUAUUCAAUACAAACUCCAUCUGGAUACAUCUUCCAUCUCUAAAGAAAGUUCUAGACCAGAACAUCAUGGAGCUGGAGAUAAUCGAAAACAAGAAGAAGCUUCCAAAUGGCGAGAGUGUAAUCCAGCUAGAAACAGCAAUUGGAGCCUCCAUUCGAUACUUCUCAAAUGCAAAGGGAUUGGUUGUUCCUAGGAGCAGAUUCCUUCCUGUUAAAACAUGCAGCGAUCUGUUCCUGCUCCAAAGCACGCUGUUUAAAAUAGCGCACGGAACUCUAACAAUUUCCCCCAACAGAAUUACGGACAGCAUUCCUAUCAUUCGGCUAGUGGGAGACUGUUUCAAAACUGUUUCAAACUACAGAGCCCACGUCCAUGGGCCAGUGACUAUUGAUGAUCUAGACCACCUAACAAUCAGUGGAAAUGUAACACUGGGGAAAAAUGUAGAGCUAAAAGGAACAGUGAUUAUAAUUGCAGAUGAAGGCAAGUCCAUCCAUAUUGCAGAUGGAACUGUGCUGGAUGACAAGGUGGUGACCGGAAAUUUAAAUGUAAUUGAUCACUAG
Messenger RNA from Nematocida ausubeli, 1614 nucleotides. RefSeq lists its product as uncharacterized. The transcript has a single exon. Gene Ontology annotation, biological process: UDP-alpha-D-glucose metabolic process; glycogen metabolic process. Gene Ontology annotation, molecular function: UTP:glucose-1-phosphate uridylyltransferase activity. The record is from RefSeq and is a predicted model, not a curated record. Bases 1 to 1614 code for a protein of 537 amino acids. NCBI's taxonomy places the organism in Eukaryota, Fungi, Microsporidia. Gene Ontology annotation, cellular component: cytoplasm.